This is a messenger RNA of Sinocyclocheilus grahami, 609 nucleotides long. RefSeq names its product HLA class II histocompatibility antigen, DP beta 1 chain-like. The transcript is spliced from 5 exons. Gene Ontology annotation, cellular component: MHC class II protein complex; membrane. The coding region runs from base 1 to 609 and encodes 202 amino acids. NCBI's taxonomy places the organism in Eukaryota, Metazoa, Chordata, Actinopteri, Cypriniformes, Cyprinidae. The record is from RefSeq and is a predicted model, not a curated record. Gene Ontology annotation, biological process: immune response; antigen processing and presentation.
AUGUCACUGCUACAGUACUUGAGUUGUCAUCUCAUUUUGACACUGUCUGUACUGACUGGAGCAAAAAGUGCUGAUGACUAUUACAUAAGACAGUCAAGAUGCAUCUACAGCUCUCCCGAUUUCAGUGACAUGGUGUAUAUUGACAGCUUUUAUUUAAAUCAAUUUCUAUUCACACAGUUCAACAGUACUUUGAGGAAGUUUGUGGGGUUUAGCGAGAUCGGAAUGAGAGUUGCAGAGGGAUGGAAUAAUAGCCCCUUUUUGCUAAGCGAGAGAACUGGUGUUAAUAAAGUUUCCUGGCUGAGAGAUGGUAAACCAGUGACCUCUGAAAUGACCUCCACUAUGGAGAUGGCUGAUGGUGACUGGUACUACCAAAUUCACUCUGAGCUGGAGUACACCCCCAAAUCUGGAGAGAAGGUCUCCUGUAUGGUUGAGCAUGCUAGCUUCAAUAAACCCAUGAUCUAUGACUGGGAUCCGUCUCUCCUUGAGUAUGAGAGGAAUAAAGUUGCUAUUGGAGCCUCUGGUCUGGUGCUGGGAAUCAUCAUCACAGCUACUGGACUCAUUUACUUCAAGAAGAAAUCAACAGGAAGGAUCCUAGUACCUCAGCAAUGA